Messenger RNA from Camellia sinensis, 512 nucleotides. The record is from RefSeq and is a predicted model, not a curated record. Lineage: Eukaryota; Viridiplantae; Streptophyta; Magnoliopsida; Ericales; Theaceae.
CCACUCCUCAAAAAACAGAGUCCUCAAAAAACUGAAAAAACAGUCUCCUCAAAACCCAAAAACAGAGUCCCAAAAAACAUUAAAAACUAGACUAAUCGAAGAUGGUUUGCUUCUGUUUCUUGGUCGAUCAGACGAGGAAGGUGAGGCGGAGCAAGCCGGCCGCCGGGUUAUGUUCGAGGUGUGGCGGCGGGGCCAGCGUGGCCGAUAUGAAGACCGCCACGAGGUUCUGCCACGUACCCUUCUAUUCCAAGUCUUGGAAAGCUGUCAUCUGCACUUUCUGUGGAGCCAUUCUUCGAUCUUACCAAUGAAAAAUGUGAUUUUGGUUUCUUUGAGUAAGCUCUGUUUUGUGUGGUAGUUCUGAUAUUUUUGUUUCUUCUAGUUGAAACUCUGAUGAUGAUGACUGAUCUAUGUAGUUUUGUUCAUUUUUUUCAAAAAAAAAUGAAGUAUAAAAGUUGGAGUUAGGGAUGAAGAUAUGUAAUAUUUGACUGGUAGGAAUACAUUGAGCUUUCUCU